Malaclemys terrapin pileata is the source of this 922-nucleotide messenger RNA. RefSeq names its product transmembrane protein 60 (gene TMEM60). The transcript is spliced from 2 exons. Lineage: Eukaryota; Metazoa; Chordata; Testudines; Emydidae. The coding region runs from base 315 to 719 and encodes 134 amino acids. The record is from RefSeq and is a predicted model, not a curated record.
GCACAGAGAAGUCCAAAGUUAAGGAUAAUUUAGGAUUAAGGCUUCUAUAGUUUAACUGUAAAUUGCUGUAUUUGCUCUGCAGAAUAUGUUUUGUUAGGGACAUGAGUGGUUGGGGGCUUGGCUAAUUGGCUUACAAAAGCAUUCAGGUUUGAGUGGCGAAUUUGUUUGGGAAGAGGACCAGGAUUAAAAUGCUCAGUGUUAAGACUUGUAUCAUUGGAAGAACAGAGUCAUAAAAGGGAAGUGAGAAAUAUGGUCUACUAUCUAGGUUGUUGCUGGCAGUUGGGGGAAAAAGACUCCCUAUCAAAGCUGUUUAAAUGAGAAUGUCCCUGGCGCAGAGAGUGCUGCUCACAUGGCUUUUCACAUUACUCUUCCUGAUCAUGUUGGUGUUAAAAUUGGAUGAUAAAGCACCAUGGAACUGGUUUCUUAUCUUUAUUCCAGUUUGGAUAUUUGAUACUAUCCUACUCGUUAUGCUAAUUGUAAAAAUGGCUGGGCGAUGUAAAUCUGGCUAUGACCCUCGCAAUGGUUCUCAAAAUGUAAAGAAAAAGGCCUGGUACCUCAUCGCAAUGCUGCUUAAAUUAGCUUUCUGCCUUGCCCUCUGCGCUAAACUGCAACAAUUUACUGAAAUGAAACUAGUGUAUGUCUUUAUCCCCUUAUGGGCCUUACUCAUGGGGGGAAUGAUUGAGCUUGGAUAUAACAUCUUCUACGUACGAAGAGACUAAGUUGUAACAAAACUUUUUCAAGUUGACCAGUAUCAAAUUACUGGAUCAUCCUAUCUUGGUACAAGCUUAAACUUCACACAGCAACUACAAAUGUCAGUCUGAAAAUUUUAUUUAAGACAGGCUGGUAUUAAAGUGGAUUUGUUCAGUUCUUAUUUUAGAACAGUCACAAAUAUCGUCAUGUAAAUAAAGUAUGUUUGACUUCA